This is a messenger RNA of Nelumbo nucifera (sacred lotus), 1630 nucleotides long. Its product is annotated as delta(12)-fatty-acid desaturase FAD2. Gene Ontology annotation, biological process: lipid metabolic process. NCBI's taxonomy places the organism in Eukaryota, Viridiplantae, Streptophyta, Magnoliopsida, Proteales, Nelumbonaceae. The record is from RefSeq and is a predicted model, not a curated record. Gene Ontology annotation, molecular function: oxidoreductase activity, acting on paired donors, with oxidation of a pair of donors resulting in the reduction of molecular oxygen to two molecules of water.
CGGAGCAGGAGAAACAAAUACAUAGGAAGAAAACGGGAGAAAGAGCAGCGAGCAACCCGGCGUGAGUGAGAGAGAGAGAGAGAGAGAGAGAGAGCCUCUCACAGGACAAGGCGUCGGAGGUGUUCCUUUCUUUUCUUCAGGUGCCAUUGUGUGAAGCAACAAUGGGAGCCGGUGGCCGUAUAUCCGUUCCCGCCACAAAGAAGCAAGAACAUGAUGUCCUCCACCGAGCCCCGCACUCAACACCCCCAUUCACUCUGAGCCAGAUUAAAAAAGCUAUACCAUCUCACUGUUUCCAGCGCUCCGUGGUCCGAUCCUUCUCCUAUGUUGCCUACGACCUAGUCCUCGCUCUUGCCUUCAAUUACAUCGCCACCACUUACUUCCACCUCUUACCCCACCCGUUUCCUUACAUCGUCUGGCCAAUCUACUGGGCCCUACAGGGCUGUGUUCUCACGGGUGUGUGGGUCCUCGCCCACGAGUGCGGCCACCAUGCAUUCAGUGAUUACCAGUGGCUAGAUGAUACUGUUGGACUCAUCCUUCACUCCUUCCUUCUUGUCCCCUACUUCUCUUGGAAGUACAGCCAUCGUCGCCAUCAUUCCAACACUGGAUCGCUUGACCGUGAUGAAGUCUUUGUUCCAAAGCCCAAAUCUAAGAUCUCUUGGUUCUCUAAGUACCUCAACAACCCACCUGGCCGCGUCCUUACACUGGCGAUUACACUCACUCUUGGCUGGCCCUUAUACUUGACAUUCAAUGUGUCUGGCCGUCACUAUGACCGUUUUGCCUGCCACUAUGACCCUUAUGGCCCAAUUUACUCUAAUCGUGAACGAAUUCAGAUAUACAUUUCUGAUGCCGGAAUCCUUGCUGUCACAUAUGGGCUGUUCCGGCUUGUGGCCGCAAAGGGACUGGCUUGGGUUGUAUGCGUGUAUGGGGUUCCGUUAUUGAUAGUGAAUGCGUUCCUUGUAUUGAUCACCUAUUUGCAGCACACCCAUUCGUCUCUGCCACAUUAUGACUCGUCGGAGUGGGACUGGUUGAGGGGAGCAUUGGCAACGGUGGAUAGGGACUACGGGAUAUUGAACAAGGUGUUCCACAACAUCACAGAUACACACGUCGCUCACCAUCUGUUCUCAACAAUGCCACAUUACCAUGCAAUGGAGGCGACCAUUGCAAUCAAGCCGAUUCUGGGUGAGUACUACCAGUUUGAUGGAACACCAUUUUACAAGGCAAUGUGGAGAGAGGCCAAGGAGUGUGUUUACGUGGAGCCCGACGAGAAUUCAAAGGAUAAAGGAGUCUACUGGUACAAGAACAAGUUUUGAUACUUGACCAUCACAAGCGCCACCAGCAAUGAAGAUCAUGAUGGAUGGAAAGCAGUUAGGAAGCUUUUCCUCUCUCUCUCUCUCUCUAGCAUGGAACAUGGAAGGAAUGGCUUAAGUUCGUCAUAAUUCAUUUCGAUUACAUGUGUGUGGACCGUCUAGAAGAAAGUGGGUGUAUUACAGUCCCUAGUUGGUCUAAUCUUGUGUUUCUUACUGUGUAGGAAUUCUGCUUAGUUAGAAAUAAAUUCUUGGGUGUCUCAUGUCUGCAACCCACUUGGAAUUAGAUUUUGUUACUUUUCCUUGAUAUUGCAAUUUAGAGAGCA